Papilio xuthus (Asian swallowtail) is the source of this 3747-nucleotide messenger RNA. RefSeq names its product C3 and PZP-like alpha-2-macroglobulin domain-containing protein 8. Gene Ontology annotation, cellular component: extracellular region. The transcript is spliced from 13 exons. Lineage: Eukaryota; Metazoa; Arthropoda; Insecta; Lepidoptera; Papilionidae. Bases 442 to 3747 code for a protein of 1101 amino acids. The record is from RefSeq and is a predicted model, not a curated record.
CUGGCAUUGAGCGCUGGCGCGGCUUUCGCGAGUACGGGAGCUCUAUAUGUGACUGAGCGACUGCGUCUCGGUCCACGCGGCGGUACUCAGCUGGUGGUUAGAGUCGCUGUUAAUACGCCGGGAAGGAAGAAUAUUACAGUUGAAGUAACUGGAUACAGUGCGGACAAUUGUUCCGUUUCUUACACAUCAUUUAACAACGAGACGUUGGUCGGCUCAGUGAUAAGAUCGGCGAGUGUGCUUGUGCUGCCUGAAGGAUUGCACAGAAGUGACACUCAGAGUGCAUACUUUUGUGCUAAUGAACAUCUCGCGGUAUCGUCCCUUGGCUCUUGGGAAUGGCAGUGGGUGGCAGCGCCGCGCAACCGAGCUGGUUUGGUUCUGGAACUACGGGCGAAGGGUGCUGCUCAUGUCGCACUUUCUUCUAUACGAGAACCCUCAGACGAUAUGUACAGAGUCGUGUUCGAGAGGUCCCGCGUUUGGAUCGCUAAAGGGAAACAUGGGUACGACGUGCAUUUAGCCAGCGCGGAACAAACGGGCAACGACGACGAAUGUUCUGGUGCGGAGUCGUGGUGCGCGUGGUGGGUGUGGUGGGAGGGCGGUCGACUAUCGGUUGGUCGUGGCGCAGCACCGGCAGAAAGGAGACUCCUAGUCUGGCCUCUGACUCCUGAUAUGAGAAUCAACUAUGUAGGGUUUAGCGCAUUGUGGGGAGAAAAGGCGGACUUCAGAAUUUGGAAUUUUAAUGAAGAAGCCGGCUUCUCCCAAGUUCUCGAACUCGGUCUUCCUCACGGCGUUGUACCAGGAUCCGCGAGCGGCACUCUCCUCGUGUCAGGAGGUCUUCAUCUACCUUUGUACAGUCUGCUUACGGAUUCCGCUGACCAAUGGGCUGCAGUGUGGAGAGACUCUCAGCUGUCUGCAGCAUCAGCUAGUCUAGCACCGCUGUUAGCUUUAGAGCACAUUCCACACUUGGUAGAAGACAAUGAGCGAGAGAAAAUUUUAAAGAAAUUGCCAGAACAGGUUCAGAUUUUACUAUCAUUUCGUAAAAGUGACAAUUCUUUUAGCGACCAUCCAGCAAUGAGUAGUCACUUAUCUACAAUCAAAAUGUUAGAAAUCUUAACAAAAAUUCAAUCUUACUACCCAGUGGAUCCCAAUUUACUGCAAUCCAUUAAGAAAUGGAUUCAAAUGCGACAAGAAGCUGAUGGAUCGUUUUCACCUUUAGCGGCUGAUAAAGAAGUGGAUUAUUAUCCAUUGGAUAUGAAGAAAAAUAAUGGCACAGAAACUGAAGUUAAUGAAUAUUAUUAUUAUGAUAAAGAUGGAAAUAUGACAGACGAGGAAAUAGAAAGCGAAAGGAAAGUUGAAAUAACAGCUGAAACUUUAGCAGCGUUGCUUGAAGUCGGAAUUGAAAAUGAGUUCGAUGUUACCGUUGCAAAGAAAAGUCAAGCCUAUUUGGAAAAGAACAUCUACAAUCUAACAUCACCGGCUGCUCUUGCUGCUACAGUCCUAGCCCUCGUACUUGCAAGGAGUCCGAUUGUUCCUGAAGCUCUAACAAUAUUAAGAAAUGCUUCAACUACUGAGGAAGGCGAGUUCGGAUGGCCAGCUCCGAGAAAAGAUGCUGCAGAUUGGCUUCUAGAAGAGACAUCUAGAAAUAUAAAAACUACAUCGUACGAGGCUGUAACUAUGGAACAAUACGUAGCUGGUGUAAGAGUGUUGCUGGCAGCGUGCGCUCGCGGAGCUCUAGCUGAAGGCGAGGCGGCUGCCCGAUUCUUGUACUACAGAGCGUCGACAUUGCAGCGUCACCCGAGCCUUGCAUAUAGCGCUACUAAAGCUGCAGCCCAGUACGCCGCAUUGGCUCAUGACAGACAUAGAGCGUUAACUGUAUCUUUAGCAACAGCUGGUAUGGAAUUAACUGACACAUUGGAGCUACGAGCUAAAACACCACCUCGGCCACUACAGCUGCCUGGUUUACCGACUAAAGUUUUUGUCUAUGCCACCGGCGCUGGCUGCGCUACUGUUCAGGGAACAAUAUCGUACUCUACUUAUACUCCUAAAGCUGAAAAUGCUCUGUUGAAUAUUCAAGCUGCUAUCAUCGAAGAAAUUCAUCCAGAAAGGAGUAGCAUAGAGGACCUGCAAGGAAAUCUACCGACAUUAAUUAUCAAGACAUGUUUCAAGUGGAAAGGAAAAGAGCGUUCCGGUAUAUUACGUCUAGAGUCGUCGCUCUUCUCCGGGUAUGAGUUGCACUCCGUCAAUCCUGUGGUGCUAGAUGGUGCAACGUUUGCAGACCUGCAUUAUGGCUCUCGAGGGGAAUCCGUGUGGUUUGUCUUCGCCAAUAUCAGUUCAACUUGCCCUGUUUGUGUAACCUACGAAGCUCGGUCAAACUUCAUCAUAACAAGCCUGCGACCUGCAUUUGCAAAAAUAUAUCCUUCAACACGUCCAGAUUUAGCUGUCGAAACAUUCUUCCAUGCAAGACCUGGCAGUCCACUUCUUCGGGGCAUCACUGAUGAUGACUUUAUCACUUGGUUUGAUAAAACUGAAAUCGCAAGUCUAACGACUACAGCAAGUAUUGAUAACAUCUGUGAAUGCGGAAGAAUAUGCAGUAGAGAUUAUGAAUUUAGAAAGCAAAAUGAAACUAAUCAUACUCUACUUAAUUUCAAAACAAAUGACAGUCAUGCUGAAAUAAUUGAAAUUGUUACAGUCUCUGAAUACAAGGAUACCGAACGUACUACCAUAACGUCACUAACAACAUCACCAGCUACAACAAUUAAACCGAUUGUUAAUGAUUCCAACAGCUUAAUGACGAAUACAAUAAGUAAUUACUUAAACAAAACCAGUGAUUCUUCAAUAAAAAGUAAUGAUACUAUUAAUAUAAAUAAUCAAACUCUUGAUAAUCACUUGAAACCGUUAAUAGUUGGCACAAAGGAAGUAAAUGCUAAUAAACUACCAAAAUAUUUUCCCAAAAAAGAAGAAGCAAAGAAAAAAGUUUUGACAAGACGCAAAGGAACUCUUAAAGCUACUUACGGAGAUAAACAAGAAAAAUUCUUUAUUAAGUCAAAAGACGAAAAUACUAAUAAUGAAACACAUCACGUGGACAUCAAAAUAUUGAAAAAAAGUAAUUCCUCCAAAAUUCAUAUGAAAAAUGAAAUUAGCCAUCUAAAAAAUGUAACUGACUUUAAAGAUGAGAACAAUUCAACUUCAAAGGUUAAUAAUAUUUUAACAAUCAACAAUUUUAUCAAAAAUGUAACUAACGAUACAGGUUUUGCGCACAAAGAAACUACUGCCAUACCUCAUACAAUUGCUGCAAUAACAAAAAGUAAUAUACAGACAAUGCAUUAUAAAACCAAAAAGCCAAAACCCGUUACACAAAUUGUAAAACCUCGUAUAAACAUGAAAUUGAAUAACACAGAUAUUGACUUAAAAGAAAACAAUAAAACAUACGUAAAAAUAUCCAAAAAUAAACCUAAACCAGCUGUCAUUGAAAAAGCUGUAACAAAAACUUUGAAAUCUAUUAAUAAAGAAAUACACAAAAUACCUCCAACACCAAUAUCUGAAACUUCUAAAUCUUUAGCUGAAAAUGUCAAGACCGACAUAGCACCAGAAAAUAAAGAAGGUUACGAAAUUCUAGAUAAAAACCAUCUUUGGGAACUUCUUAAGGAAGGAAAUGAAGCAGGAAUAACAAAAAUUGAAGGCAAACUACAAAUAAAUAACAGGUUAAAUAUUGUGUCAAAUCUUACACAAAAUGACAAUCGUUCUUUAUAA